AUUCGAUAUAUUGCUAUCUGGGUUUUGAUUAUUUUGUGAAUUUGGAGAUACCCCAGUUCAAUUUGUGUAAAUUUAUAAAGACCCAAUUGAUCAUUGGGUCAAAAACAGUGUAGAAUUGAAAUUGAAUUUUUGUGGGUUUAUAGAAAAAUGGGUCAAAAUUAUGUGUUGAAAGAGGAAGAAAAGGCUUUGGUGCAAGCUGUUGUAGGGAAAGAUGCAUAUAGUUUCUUGAUGUCAACAGCAUAUGAUGAUUCAUUAUCAGAAUUUAAUCCCCCAGGUGACAUUUUAAACCUGCAACAAGGUUUAUGUCAAAUUGUUGAUGGAUCUAGUUGGAAUUAUGCAAUCUUUUGGCAAAUUGCUAGCUCUAAGAAUGGUAGAGCUGUGUUAAUUUGGGGUGAUGGGCAUUGCCGAGACCCGAAAGCGGUGUUAGCUAGAGAAGGUUUAGAUUGUGUUGGGAAUGGUAAACUUGGUAAAAAUGAGGCCAAAAAGAGAGUUCUUGAGAAAUUACAUGCUUGUUUUGGGGGUUCUGAAGAAGAUAAUUUUGCAGCAACAUUAGAUAAAGUAUCAGAUAUAGAGAUGUUAUAUCUUACAUCAAUGUAUUAUUGGUUUCGAUUGGAUUCUUCGUUAGGUCCUGCAAAAUCUUUCACUAGUGGUAGGCCGAUUUGGGUUUCGGAUGUUAGAAGUUGUUUAGAUCAUUACCAAUCAAGAGCACAUUUAGCUAAAUCUGCAAUGUUUCAGACUGUUGUAUUUGUGCCUGUGAAAACAGGCGUUUUGGAGUUGGGUUCUGUAAGAACAGUUAUGGAACAACCUAGUUUGGUGCAAAUGGUGAAGACUGUGUUUGGUGAAUCACAUUCUUUCCAAUCAAAAGUAACACCUAAAGUUUUCGGCCGUGAUCUUAGCCUUGGUGGCUCUAGACCGCGAUCAAUGAACAUAAGUUUUGCAGGAAGAAUGGAAGAUGAUGCUUCUUUUUCUGCAGAAUCUCAUGUUGCUGUUAAUGGGUUGUCAUUGUCACCAUCUAAUGGGAAGAAUACUGAAAACAGUGACAAGAAAUUCUGUUCAGAGAUCAAUUUCGGGGGUUCAAACCCAGAAAGUGAUGAAGUCAGUGAAGAGUUUUUGUUGCACGCAGCUGAGUUAAGAGCACGUAAGAGACCGGUUAGAAGACCUGCUACUGGUAGAGAAGAUGCAUCAAGCCAUGUUUUAGCAGAAAGACAAAGAAGAGAGAAGCUAAAUCAACGGUUCUAUGCUUUGAGAUCGCUUGUUCCAAAUAUCUCGAGAUUAGACAAAGCUUCACUACUUCUUGAUGCCAUUUCAUACAUCAAUGAUCUUCAAGCUAAGAUUAAUGUUCUUGAAGCUGAAAAAGAGGGUGCUAAUCCUAAUCCUAACCCUAACCCUAACCCUAACCCUAACCCUAACCCUAAUUCGGAUCAAGAAGAACUUCCAAUCCCUGAAAUUGAUUUUCAGGCGAGGCAGGAUGAUGCACUUGUUCAUAUUAGUUUCCCUCUUGAUGAUCACCCGGUUUCUAAAGUUGUAAGAACUUUGAGGGAACAUCAACUUGUUGCACUUGAGGCUAAUGUUAGCACGAUAGACGAUAAAAUGGUUCAUACGUUCAAAAUCCGAGCUCAAAGUGAUGGGGCUGAGAGUCUUAAGGAGAAGCUAGAGGCUGCUCUUUUUAAAAUGAGUGUAAAUUGUGGGAUUAAAGAGGAAGAUAAGGCUAUGUUAGAAGAUGUGGUGGGAAUUGAUGCUUGUAAAUUCCUGAUGUCUAGAGGUUGUGGUGAAGAUUUUAAUACUGAUUUUACACCUAUUGGUAAUGGUAUGCUGAAUCUUCAACAAGGGCUUUGCCAAAUUGUUGAUAAUUCUAAUUGGAAUUAUGCAAUUUUCUGGAAAAUUGUUAGCUCUAAGAAGGAUGGUAGACCAGUGUUGAUUUGGGGGGAUGGGCAUUGCCGAAACCCCCUGAAAGAAGAAGGUAAUGGUGAGACAAGUAAGAAAGAUGAGGCAAAGAAAACGGUUCUUGAGAAGUUACAUGCUUGCUUUGGUAAAUCACAGGGGAGAAAUUUUGUUGCUAAUUUGGAUAAAGUAUCAGAUAUAGAGAUGUUGUAUCUUACUUCAAUGUAUUAUUGGUUCUGGUUAGACUCUUCAAUGGGUCCUGCAAAAUGUUUUACCAGUGGUAGACCGAUUUGGGUAUCAGAUCAUAAAACCUGCUCAGAUCAGUACCAAUCUCGAGGUCAGUUAGCUAAAUUAGCUAAUUUUCAGACUGUUGUGUUUGUGCCUUUGAAAACUGGUGUAUUGGAGUUGGGUUCUGUAAGAAUGGUAAUGGAGGAGCAUAGUUUGUUGCAAAUGGUUAAUCAUAUCUUUAAUGGUGAACGUGAAGCUCGAUCUUUACAGUUACAGGCUAAGGCUUUUCCUAAGAUUUUUGGGUGUGAGCUUAGCCUUGGUAGAUCAAAACCACAACCAAAGUUGGAAGAUGAUGGUGUGUUUUCUGCAGAAUCUGAAUCCCAUGUUGGUGGUGGAAGUAAUGUGGAAGAAAAUGGGAGUAAUAAAUUGGUUUCGGAGAUCAAUUUCCGGGGUUUAAAUCCCGAACCAGAGAAAGCAGAAGAACUUCCAUUGCAGCCAAAACCCAGAAAAAGAGGUAGAAAACCUGCAAAUGGAAGAGAAGAACCAUUAAACCACGUCGAAGCAGAAAGACAAAGACGUGAGAAACUCAACCAACGGUUCUAUGCUUUGAGAGCGGUUGUCCCCAACAUAUCAAAAAUGGACAAGGCUUCCCUCCUUGGUGAUGCGAUCUCUUACAUUACCGAUCUUCAAAUGAAGGUUAAAACACUUGAAGCUGAAAAGGCGAUUGCUAAUCCGAAUCAAAAACACAUGGUUAUCCCUGAAAUUGAUUUCCAAACAAGGGAAGAUGAUGCACUUGUUCAUGUUAGUUUCCCUUUGGAUCUUCAUCCUGCUUCAAGUGUUGUAAGAACACUUAGGGAUAAUCAAGUUGUUGCUCCCGAAGCUAAUGUUUCAACAACGGAUAACACGAUUGUUCAUACAUUUACUAUCAGAACUCAGAAUGGUGGUGCUGAGAAUUUGAAGGAGAAGCUUCAAGCUGCACUUUCACUGUAAAAUACCUUGAUGUUUGCAGUAAUGAGUAAAAAUACUUUCCCUUUUGAAGUUUUAAUCUUCUUCUUCAUCUAUUGAUCUAUGUGUAUCUGGUGUUGGUUAUAGUUUUUGUUAUAUAUUAAUUUAUCAUGUAUGAUUUACCUUAUAUAUUUUGAUAUGCAUACCUGGUAUAUGACUA
Messenger RNA from Spinacia oleracea (spinach), 3274 nucleotides. RefSeq lists its product as uncharacterized. The coding region runs from base 148 to 3099 and encodes 983 amino acids. Gene Ontology annotation, biological process: regulation of DNA-templated transcription. NCBI's taxonomy places the organism in Eukaryota, Viridiplantae, Streptophyta, Magnoliopsida, Caryophyllales, Amaranthaceae. Gene Ontology annotation, molecular function: protein dimerization activity; DNA-binding transcription factor activity; transcription cis-regulatory region binding. Gene Ontology annotation, cellular component: nucleus. The transcript is spliced from 2 exons. The record is from RefSeq and is a predicted model, not a curated record.